UGCUAACGCAAAAAAUCUUUGUUGAUUCUGUUUUGAACAAUGUGUUUACGAUUGGUAUGUGUGUGUUAUGUUUGGUAAGAGUUAAUUGUAGGCCAGGAUAAGUCUAUUACUGAAAUUGUGACUCAGAAGAAACCUUAUUCAUACUAAUAUCAAUUUCCGGUGGUGAGCAACAUUUCUGGGACAUGGAUCGGAAAUAUAAUCAUCGGCUGCUGACCCACGUCCACCUCAUCCCUGAGCCGAUUAUAGACAGAGGGCCAGUACAAUACGGUCCUCCGUCCCCAGCAAAACGACGUGUGGUGCAGCAGCAGCAGCCACAGACGCGUGAGGUGUGUCCACAUCUGCUGCUGCAUACGCCUGAGGUGCGUCCGCGUGUGCUGCUGCAUACGCCUGAGAUGCGUCCGCGUCUGCUGCUGCGUACGCCUGAGGUGCGGCCACCUCUGCUGCAGACACCUGAGGCGCGGUCGAUUCUGAUGCAGACAUCUGAGGCCGAGGCGCCUCUACUGAAGAUACCUCAGCCCCGGCGGCCUCUGCUGCAGGCACCUGAGAUGCGGGCACCUCUGUUGCAAACACGUGAUGCACGGCGGCCUCUGCUGCAGACGCAUGAGGUGCAGCCGCUUGUGUUGCAAACACCUGAUGCGCGGCUGCCUCUACUUCAGGCGCCUGAGGCACAGGCAGCACUUGAGGUGCGGUCACCUCUGCUGCAAACACCUGAAGUGCGUCCGCCUCUUCUGCAGACACCUGAUGUGCGGGAGCCUCUGCUGCAGACACCUGAUGUGCGGGAGCCUCUGCUGCAGACACCUGAUGUGCGGGAGCCUCUGCUGCAGACACCUGAUGUGCGGGAGCCUCUGCUGCAGACACCUGAUGUGCGGGAGCCUCUGCUGCAGACACCUGAUGUGCGGGAGCCUCUGCUGCAGACACCUGAUGUGCGGGAGCCUCUGCUGCAGACACCUGAUGUGCGGGAGCCUCUGCUGCAGACACCUGAUGUGCGGGAGCCUCUGCUGCAGGCGCCUGAUGCGCGGCUGCCUCUGCUGGAGAUGCCUGAUGCGCGGCCGCCUCUGCUGGAGAUGCCUGAUGCGCGGCCGCCUCUGCUGGAGAUGCCUGAUGCGCGGCCGCCUCUGCUGGAGAUGCCUGAUGUGCGGCCGCCUCUGCUGGAGACGCCUGAUGUGCGGCCGCCUCUGCUGGAGACGCCUGAUGUGCGGCCGCCUCUGCUGGAGACGCCUGAUGUGCGGCCGCCUCUGCUGGAGACGCCUGAGGUGCGGGAACCUCUGCUGCAGACGCCUGAGGUGCGGGAACCUCUGCUGCAGACGCCUGGGUUGCGGGAGCCUCUGCUGCAGACACCUGAGGUGCGGGAGCCUCUGCUGCAGACACCUGAGGUGCGGGAGCCUCUGCUGCAGACACCUGAGGUGCGGGAGCCUCUGCUGCAGACAACUGAGGCGCGGCCGCCUCUGCUGCAGACACCUGACGUGCGGCCGCCUCUGCUGCAGACACCUGACGUGCGGCCGCCUCUGCUGCAGACACCUGACGUGCGGCCGCCUCUGCUGCAGACACCUGACGUGCGGCCGCCUCUGCUGCAGACACCUGACGUGCGGCCGCCUCUGCUGCAGACACCUGACGUGCGGCCGCCUCUGCUGCAGGCGCCUGACGUGCGGCCGCCUCUGCUGCAGGCGCCUGACGUGCGGCCGCCUCUGCUGCAGGCGCCUGACGUGCGGCCGCCUCUGCUGCAGGCGCCUGACGUGGGGCCGCCUCUGCUGCAGGCGCCCGACGUGCGGCCGCCUCUGCUGCAGGCGCCCGACGUGCGGCCGCCUCUGCUGCAGGCGCCCGACGUGCGGCCGCCUCUGCUGCAGGCGCCCGAUUCGCGGCCGCAUCUGCUGGAGGCGCCCGAUUCGCGGCCGCAUCUGCUGGAGGCGCCCGAUUCGCGGCCGCAUCUGCUGGAGGCGCCCGAUUCGCGGCCGCAUCUGCUGGAGGCGCCCGAUUCGCGGCCGCAUCUGCUGGAGGCACCCGAUGCGCGGCCGCAUCUGCUGGAGGCGCCCGAUGCGCGGCCGCAUCUGCUGGAGGCGCCCGAUGCGAGGCCACCAGACAUUUAA
Molecule: messenger RNA, 2084 nt
Organism: Schistocerca gregaria
Lineage: Eukaryota; Metazoa; Arthropoda; Insecta; Orthoptera; Acrididae
Exons: 4
Coding region: 183-2084 (633 amino acids)
Source: RefSeq, a predicted model, not a curated record